AAUCCUUGGCUGUUUGGGGAGUUGUGAUAGGUCAGGGGUGAGAGGGAGAGAUAUGGAGUUUGUACAAGGUGGUCGUCUAGCUGUUGUAGAGUAACCUGGAAGCCCCAACCACGGCUGUGUUGUGAUUUAAAUUUGGAAUGUUGAGCUCACAUUGAAGUAAAAAUUAUUUUCAACCAACGACCCCAUUGUCUGGGACUAACUACACCCUUAGAAGUUGAGACAGUAGAUUAAACUCAAUCGACGACUCACAGGAGAUUCCAAUAGUUGUAUAGAAGAUUGGAACCUUCCGGAAAGGGAAAGGCUGAGAAAGAAUGGGGAAGAUAACCCCACACGUCCUGGGCGUGUUUGUGAUUUUCGCGGUGGUCCCGCCUAGUUUUGGACAUGGGCGUCUCUUGGACCCCCCGUCUAGGGCUACAAUGUGGAGGUUGGGGUUCGACUCCCCACCUGAUUACGAUGACCACCAGGGAUACUGUGGCGGCAAAGAUGUAAGUGGACCGUUAACUUUAGCUCUUCUGUUUAUAGGAUGUAAUUUGACUGGUAACUUCAGAUCUGUAAUAAUGAUGUAAGCUGACUGUCAAAUUUAGCUCUGUUAUAAAUGAAUGAAAUUGACCGAUAUGUUAAGUUAAUGUUAUAAAUGAAGAAAAUUGACCGUUAACUUUAGCUCUGUUAUAAAUAAAGUAAGUUGAUGGUUAACUAUAGCUCUGUUAUAAAUGAUGUAAGCUGACUGUAAACGUUAGCUCUGUUAUAAAGGAUGUAAAUUGACUGUUAACUUUAGCUGUGUUAUAAAUGAUACAAUUUGACUGCUGAUUUGAGCACUGUUAUAAAUGUUUGUUUUGUAAGUGUGUUGAUGAGUAUCUUAUUAGUAGUUAACGUUUUAUUUUUUUUUAAAUGUUUAAUUUCUUAACUUUGUGUUCAAAUCCAUUGACCCAGAGUCAUUCACAUCAUAAUAAAUUAGUCUAAAACUUUGUAUUCUUAAAAUUCAUAAUCUGAAGGAAAAAUGAAUGUGAAAAGUCAUUGAAAUUAAGUUUAUAAGCGGGUCACUACUUUUUGAUUCAGAUUGGUCCAAUUAGCUCUUGAGGUAACUGGCACUAGUGGAAUGCAUGUUUAUCUCACAGAUGUGUAGAAGCUCACUUCCCAACGCUGACCAGCGUCCAUCGAUACCAUUAACCGCAGUUUAAGAUGUCGCAUGCCACUCUUGUUUCCUUGUCUGCAUAUGAUGAUGACUGAAUACUUGGCAAGCUCUUGUGCCCAUGUUCUUCCAGCGUCCUCAAAGCGCCCUGAUGUUAUAAAAUCUAUUUAAAAUGCAUGCACGAUCUUAGUGAAAUGAAUUACGAUCUUAGGACGGCCUGAGGAUUUCGUGUGCUCUUUUUUUGAUAAGCUAUACAGAUCGGUGUGUUGUUGUUGUUUUAAUAUUUCUAGAGCUUUCAAAGAAAUCAGCAAAUAACUAAAAGCUGUAAGCAAAUAAAGUGGUUUAGCUGAUGGCUCGCUGUACAGGAUGCAAUGAAUGACACUUAGGCCUGUUUCCUCCACGGGGAGAUUUUUAGACAGGUGUAAACAAAAUACACAAAUACCUGUCAAAUUGGCAGUGUCCUGCGAGGCAAUUGUCAUAAUAAUGAUAGCUGUGGUAAUUAUAUCACAAAAAUUACCUUAAACCAGCAAACAAACAACCAAGGUAAUUACCAAAGAAAAAAAAAUAGUGAAUCAAGUUUUUCAAAGAGUGACAUGGCAUUCUAAGACUUGUGUCUCAUGUCUUGACAAGAGCAUGUCUUAUUAAUGUGGUCAUCAAAGAGAGAUGUGACAUUCUAAAACUUGAGACUAGUGCCUUGACAAGAGCAUGUCUUACUAAUUUAAUGAUCAGUAAAGUUGGCUAACAUUAAAGACGGGGCCUGGUACAAGACCAAAACAAAGAUUUCAGAUAUAACCCAUUGAUGGAUCACCUUGUUAAAGGAUAUCCACAAUGAUGACUAGGAUUGCAUCUAGCCUUGUUAGAACAUAGAACAUUCAUUCCCUGCACACCCCCCCCCCAAACCAGCUCCACCUCCCAACCCCACCAAAAAUAAUAAUUAGAAUAACAAUUCGGCAAAAGUUCAUGUGCUCAGACAAAUCUGGCGGAUGUCAGUGGUUCUAAAAUUACAUGAAAUGACAUCUUCUCUAGAGUAAACAUCAGUUAUCAAGAAUGUAAAUUCAUGGCCAAAAAAAAAAAAAAAACUUCUUAAAAGCUCAUAAAAACAUUUUAGUUCAUGUGCUCAGACAAAUCUGGCGGAUGUAAGUGGUUCUAAAAUUACAUGAAAUGACAUCUUCUCUAGAGUAAACAUCAGUUAUCAAGAAUGUAAAUUCAUGGCCAAAAAAAAAAAAAAAAACUUCUUAAAAGCUCAUAGAAACAUUUUCUUACUAAGAAAUUAAACCCAUCGUCUUAAAAUCGCAUGUGCCCGACAGCCCGACAGCCCGACAGUGAACAUUCACAUUGAAGUAUCAAUGCGCUUAAUUUUUUUUCCUGUUUAAAAAAAAAUAAAAAAUAAAUUAGAAUCGCUAUUAUCAUUGUAUCGGUGCUGAUCUUCUUUUAUUAUUCCAUCAGCUGAUUGCAAGUCCAUACAUUACAGAAAAUAUUUAAAUCAUGUUGCUGCCAAAUUUAUCGUCAUAAUAAUUUAAUGGCCGCUUAACCUAAUACAUAAUGUGUACAUUUUAGGGGGUCGCUCGCAAGUUACGUCUCGCAAAAAUUUCAUUUUUAUACCCCCCUUCCCCCCCUCACAAAUUAUAUCCCCCCCCCCCCCCCUAGUGUCAUGUCACACUUAAAAGAAUCAAAUUAUCGUUUAAAAUUUUAUAACUGAACUAAGAAGUUAUUUUAUUCUUUAAUGUUUUCCCAUACUGAUAAUGGAUUAAGAUGUAGUGUAAUUAAAAAUCUGUGACACGCAGCAACGAAGUAAUCCCCACGCCAAAUGUAACAUGUCCACAACAUUAAUUACGCAAAAGAUUUUUUAAAAUUAUUUGAAUAUUUUUCAAAAUUAUAAAUGUAUGUUAAUUUUUUUAUAUAUUUUUUUUUUUUUUUAAAAUAAAUUUUAAAUAAUUUGCCGUCACAAAUUGUUGACAUUCUCUCCGCACUGUCACAAAGUGUCACAACCCCCCUCUUUUUAGUUCUCAUUCAGAUGUGUGACUUCAGAGGAAGCACGCGGGUAAAUUCGUACAGAUUGGGGAACAAAAAGGAUUUUUAAAUUGGUCAGUCCUCGCCCUGAUGGAAAGAAUUUGUCCCGAACGGCCAGAUCCUAAGUACUUGUAAUGAAGAUGUUGGGAUGUAUCAUCUAAAAUGUGUUUAGUUUUUAAAAAAAACAUCUUUAUUCAAAUAGUUCUUAAAGUGAAGGAUGUUUAGUUUGUGUUAUGUUCCUAGCUUUCUUGAUUAGUCGGUGUUAAAUAUCAGACGUUGAAUUCCAACACCAACAGGUAAUACUGAAAUUAAGCAGGCUUCCACUAGUUGCACUGUAGAAUAAGUUAAAGACUUGCUUCUUUACGCCAAAAUUGUACAGUUUUUUGAGGUAGAACAGUCUUUGGUUGAAUUUCUUAUACAGGAUUUGGCUGUACUCAUGCCAUGUUAGCUUAUUAUUAAGGGAUAUUGAGCAAUGUAAACCUUCCCCGGUCUCUUCUCAUUUCAACCAAAAAGAAAAUAAAGGUGCUUUGGAUGUAACCAUUAGGCAUUGAUUUCAUGCAGUAACACACCAGAUAGGGUUAUAAUGGAAAAUAAAUUUAUUCAGCUGUUUGGCACCAUAUCUCCACAUGUUAUUAAUCAAAUAAUAUCCUACUGAUGUUUCUCCGUUUCCUUAUAUUUCAUCUAUUUUCUUAUUGCUGUUUGUUGAUGUAUCCCUGGAUAUUCUGGUCCAUUAUUAUUGUGGACUUUAUUUUUCACAGUGUCAAUAUUUAUAUUCUCUCGCUUCCUGUUUUCCCACUUCCGGUGACACGAAUGAAUACUGCUUGAGUUGUCUACUGUGUUCUUUUCUUUGUUAUAUUUUCAUUUCUAUUGUUGGCUGAGGAAGGCUUUAUGCCGAAACGUCCUUUUUUUUUGUCCUGUUAGCUUAUUUCAAGCUUCCACAUACCUCGUUUCACUAUUUCAUUAAUUAGCUUAUUAUUAAUGGUGACACCUAAGUACUUGUAUUCCUCCACUUUCUCCACAUUUUGAUUUUUAAUGUUGAGAUCUGCAAUCUGGUGUCUCCCCCUUCUGAAACCAACAACCAUUUCUUUUGUUUUUGAGACAUUCAACUGGAGAAAAUUUUCAUCGCACCAAUUGAUACAGCUUGUAACUAAGUUGCGGUAUAGGCCUUCUAAUUCAGAUAUUAAGCCAACAAUGGUGGUAUCAUCAGCAAAUUUUAAGAUUGAAACGGUGUCGCUUGAGCUUUGAAUAUCAUUUGUAUAUAUUGUAUACAGUACAUGAGAGAGAACGCAGCCUUGUGUACAUUCUAAUAUGUACUAAAAUUCGUAUAUUCCAAUAUGUAAAUUCUAAUGUGUACCUACAUGCGUGCGCCCAUCUCGUCUGGCAGGCCUUGUGGAACCAGUUCGGUGGAAAAUGUGGUGUCUGUGGUGACCCCUACUCACCCACACCGCGCGCCCACGAGAGGGGUGGAGCCUUCUACGGCGGGGAGCCCACCAGGACUUACAGGGCGGGAGAACUGAUAACUGUCAAGUUUGGCAUCACAGCCAACCACAGGUGAAUCAACUGUCAUUCCUUCGAUGUAUAACCGUAUAUGACUUUGUCAAUAACAAAUUUAAAAAAAAAACAAAAAAAAAACAACUAAAAACUAUGUUUUCUGUAAAAAUAUUUCAUAUGCAUUUAAAAAAAAAAAUAAUAAUUUAUUAUACAUUAAUAUUAUAAUGAUGUGAAUCAACUGUCAUUCCUUCGAUGUAUAACCGUAAAUGACUUUGUCAAUAACAAAUUUAAAAAAAAAACAAAAAAAAAACAACUAAAAACUAUGUUUUCUGUAAAAAUAUUUCAUAUGCAUUUAAAAAAAAAAAUAAUAAUUUAUUGUACAUUAAUAUUAUAAUGACCCUCCAACUUUGACAACGCAGAAUUAUAGAACCGUUUCAGGGGAGAAAACCAUUGAAAAUAUCAAGCAUUAAACACACUGGCGAUUUUUUUAUUAUUUUUUUUUUACAACAUCUAACUUAGCAGAGUUAUCUCAAAUUUUAGUUGGUGAAAUCAGUGGUCAUCAUUUGUCCUUAUCGUUCCCCUUGAAAAACAGGAGAAAUUGAUUGUUGGGGAGUGGGGAGUGGGGCUGAAAAUUUGAUGGAAUGUGUUGUCAGCGGCAUCGAGUCUAUAUGCCUAGGUUUCAGCUCGAUAGGUUGACGGAAAGUGGGUAAAUUAGCCGUCCUAAGAUUUUUGCCACACACCCAAACAGAAAGAAAGCUACACACGACCAAGAGCGAAGUCACUACAAAGGAUUACAAACAAAUACAAAUGUAUUAGAAGAAAAGAAAAAAUAAAUACGAAAUUAGUUAAGUUUUUUUUUUAACUGAUGCAAAGCUGUCCCCUCUUAAGUCUCCUUUUGUGACGUAUCUUACGUCACCUAUUACGUCAACUCUUAUGUCACCUCUUAUUUCGUAUCUCAUCUCAACCAUUUCGUCACAAAGUUUAGUUCAUGACAUCCGGUGCACAUACUAAAUAGAGUAAUAAAAAUGUUCAUAAUAAAAUCAUGUGAUAAUAAGGACGAAUAAUAAUCAACUACCCUUUUAUUUUCGAUAGGUAAGAGACAUUUUGUAUGUAAGAGACAUUCGAGUAAACGCACUUGAUAUUUUAUCGUAAUCAAGUAAUUCAAUUUUUUUUUUUGUACAGGGGCUUGAUCGAGUUCAGGCUUUGCCCUUACGACAAGCCUAAAGAGGGCGACAUCGAAUACGACUCGGGUGGUGAUUUCGUCGAGGUCACCCAGGAGUGUCUCAACAAACACGUCCUUCGCCUUGAAGAUGGUGAAACCAGGUCAGUAGGUCAACGUAUGGUGCAGUGCUAGAGUCAGACAUUUCGUUCGAUCUGUCCGGACAGUCACGUUGCAAGAGUCACCAAUUUCUUGGAAUCUAUUCGAAAAGUCGCAUUGGAAAAGUUCACACAUUUGGUUCGAUCUGUCGGUACAUUCAAAUUGCAAAAGGCACACAUUUGUUAAACUUUAAUUGCACAGUCACAUUGCCAAUAGUCACACAUUUGGUUGGGUCUGUUCGUACAGUCACAUUUCAUAUGUCACACACUUAGUUAGAUCUACCAUUAGUAUCACAUUACAAAAGUCACACAUUUGGUUAGAUCUAUCUCUUCAGUCACAUUGAAAACGUCUCACAUUUAGUUAGAUCUAUCUGUAUAGUAACAUUGCAGAAUUCACACAUUUAGUUUGAUCUAUCAGUAAUGUUAUAUUGCCUGGCUCACAAAUUUGGUUACAUCUAUUCAUACAAUCACAUUUCAAAAGUCACACAUUUGUUUAGAUCAAUUCGUGUAGUAACAUUGCAAAAGUCACACAAUCAUUGAGAUCUAUCCGUACUUUAGAGUGUGGGGAAAGUUCAGCUCAUCAAAAAUGAAUCGUGUGAUAUGUAUUGACGACAAAUCAUUUUGUUAGUUUCGAUGGUGCACCAUUACAUCAGGCAAUUAAAUUCUACUUGUCCUAUUUAAAUCUACAUCUUUUCAACACCAUCGCAUUGUUUUCCACACCCUCACAUGAUUUCCACUCUAGCACCUUGUCUCCCACACUAUCACAUUGUCUCCCACACUAUCACAUUGUCUCCCACACUAUCACAUUGUCUCCCACACCGUCACAUUGUCUCCCACACUGUCACAUUGUCUCCCACACUAUCACAUUGUCUCCCACACUAUCACAUUGUCUCCCACACCGUCACAUUGUCUCCCACACCGUCACAUUGUCUCCCACACUGUCACAUUGUCUCCCACACCGUCACAUUGUCUCCCACACUAUCACAUUGUCUCCCACACUAUCACAUUGUCUCCCACACUAUCACAUUGUCUCCCAUACUAUCACAUUGUUUUCUAAACUAUUAAACAGUUUUCUACACUAGCAUAUUGUCUUCCACACUGUCACAAUGUUUUCCACACUAUCACAUUAUUUUCCACACUGUCACAUUCUUCUCCACACUAUCAAUUUAUUUCCACACUAUCAAAUUCUUUUCCACACUAUCACAUUCUUUUCCACACUAUCACAGGUUUUACACUAUCACAUUAUUUGCCACAUUAUCAAUUUGCUUUCAACGCUCUCAUACGUUUUUUAACACUAUCACUUGUUUUCCACACGAUCACAUUGUUUCCCAUACUAUCACAUUAUAUUUCACACUAUCACAUUGUUUCCCAUUUAUCCCAUUGUCUUCCACACUAUCCCAUUGUCUCCCACAUUAUCAGAUUGUCUCCUGCACUAUCACAUUAUCUCCCACGUUAUCACAUUGUCUGCCACACUAUCUCAUUGUCUGCCACACUAUCACAUUGUCUGCCACACAAUCACACUGUCUGCCACACUAUCACAUUGUCUGCCACACUAUCACACUGUCUGCCACACUAUCACAUUGUCUGCCACACUAUCACAUUGUCUGCCACACUAUCACAUUGUCUACCACACAAUCACACUGUCUGCCACACUAUCACAUUGUCUGCCACACUAUCACACUGUCUCCCACACUAUCACAUUUUCUGCCACACUAUCACAUUGUCUGCCACACUAUUACAUUGUCUGCCACACUAUCACAUUGUCUGCCACACUAUCACAUUGUCUGCCACACUAUCACAUUGUUUUCCGCACGUCCCCAGAUACGAGCUCCCAGAGCCCUACGCUUCCGGCGAGUACGAGGUCAAAGUUCGUCUGCCGAAGGACAUCUCCUGCAAGAAAUGCUUGUUCCAGUGGAAGUGGAAUGUUGGUACGUACGGAAACGUUGACUGCUUGUGUGUAGACGCAACGACACGCUUUACAAAGACAAGGGUCCUCCCCCGAAUAGAUUAUCGUACGUGUAUAACGAGUACAGGAUCACGUUGAGCGUAGCGUUGUAGGGUGAGCUUAACUCAUUGUCGUCAGUGAGUUGAAAUAGAAUGAGCUAAACUGAUGCCAACGUCUUCUGUGGGUAACAAUGGCGUAGCUAGGAUUAGUGCUGUGCGGGGCGGGACAAGUUAUUUGCCGCCGCCACCACACAAAAAACUCUUGAAGUUGACAAAAAUACCACCUUCACCCCAUUUAGAGACAAGCCGGAAAGGGGGGGGGGUGGUGGGCGAAACUACCUCCGUAUCCCCCCAUUGCCACGCCAAUGGUGAGUAAUGAAGGUUAGUGUUGUAAAUCGGCAAUGAUCAAAUAGCAACUGAGUGUUAUUCUGAUCCAUUGUUGAUUGCUUUUCGCUCCAAACAUUAAUGAAAAAUAGUUGUUGUUUUUUUCUACCGAUAUUUGAAUGUCUUUAUCACAUAAUAAAGCAACAUCUUUCUUUACUUAACAUUCAGUUCACUACAUCAAUUUUUCGUCGAAUUCUUUUUGAACGCACCAUUUAGAGGUCUACUCAAACAAAAUGAGUAUUCUUUUAGAUUUUAGGAUGUUUUUAAAUGCAGGAAUAUUUUUUUUUUCCUGGUACUGUUUCUUUACAGGAUUAUUUCUUAUUUACCAAAACAUUUGCUGUUGUCAACAACCAUGAUGUUGAAGUAUUCCCUAAAUGAUGAGGAAAUCUAGCAAUUUAUCUCUUUGAACUUUUCCCCCUUUUUUUAUUUCUUUCGUUUUUUAAACUCCCGGUGCAGUGAAGGUCAUUAAGAAUGACUCCCCCAAGCCCUCUGGUCCUAUUCUAUCUUCAGUCACGAUCUCCAACACUUUCCUACCUUUAUGCACAACUGUCCACAUCUAUCGUCAAAUGUUUUUUGGCCUUCCCAGUCCGUUUGAUUCUCGAGGUCGCCAUACCAGUAUUUGUUUUGAUAUAUUUGGCUAGUACUACUUGAUAAUUCCGUUUAAUAACUACUUCAUAACAAAUAAUAUUUAAAGGUAACAUUCAGUCUUACUUUGUCUGCAGCCAAUAGUUGGGGCACUGAUCCUGACGGAACAUCUUGUAUCGGGUGUGGCGAGCAGGAGCAGUUCUACGCAUGCGCCGAUGUCAUCGUUGAGGGCAGAAAAGAAUCUCGUCCCAAGACAACGAAGCGGCCUAAAACAUCCAGCGGCAAGCCGAGGGCUGAGGAAGAAGCGUCCCAUAAGAAAAAUAAUAGCACGAAACCUGUGCAUGGAGCGAAGGAGAAUCAAACGAACACAGGCAGUUCUAAAGACAGCACCUCAACCACGGCAGUCCCUGCGACCUCAUCGUCAGCAGCCACGUCAGACAAAGAAACGACAACCAACGAGCCGAUGUGGUGGUUCAUCAAACACAUUCCACUGUUCUUUCACAGUCCGGCCGCUGAAGUUGCCGAGGGUGGUAGCCACGGCGAGCCCCAGUACUCGUUUGUAAACGAAGAGACGCAUCAUCAUCACCAUCAUCAUCAUCAGGCAGACGCAGAUUCUAAUGACGUCAAGCCAUCCUCAAUGUUGUGGAAAUGGUCGACGGAUCCCGAGCACGCCGUCUCUGUGGAGAACCCGAUCCACGUCAAGUUCCCGAACCCCGGCCGGUGGAAAAGCGACGCGAGUGGCAAUGACAAUCUGGUCUUAAAGGCGGAGGCUGGAGAGAGUCAACAAAGGGCUCCCUUGGAGGCUGAAGAGAAUGGCCAAGGGGCUCCCCCGUCAGAAGAAGAGAACAUUUCUAUUAAAGAUAACACACUGGCAGCUCUGCCCUGGUACGACCGUCUGGGGGCUAAGCUUCAGAAAGGACUUUUGUGGAGCUUACUUACGCGAAAAGACACGAAGACUGAAAUAAGCACGCUCGAAGAUAAUCCACCAGGUCGGACUAUUCACGAGCGCAGUGUCGACAUAGAUUAUGUCAGAUCGCCGGCCGCACACAACUUAACAAAGAUGUCCAACGACAGUCUUUUAGAUUCAAACACAAGUAGUACAGUCCUUACAAAUGGAACACUUGCUGAAAAGGCCGUUUUUUCAGACAAUACAGGAAACAUGGUGUCUAGGGCUCACAGCGUAAGACCAAAACAUGACAGCGAUAAAGAAGAAGAUUCGAACGCGUUCUCUUCCUCGGAGAAAAACGCAACGGGACAAAAUCACGAAAGCCAAGGACACCAGAGAUUAAAAAGAGAAACUCAGAAUUUUAAAUCGAAAUAUCAAGAAAACGCAAUAGAUCAAGAAAUCGCCCACCCUGAGCUGGUCUUAAGAGAUUUAAAAGUACUUCGAGCUAUAACGGACAAGAUAGUUACGAGUUCGGACAUUGAAGGAGACGCUUCAGGGGAAAAAGAAAAAGUGAGUCACGGGGCUGCGCAGUACAAAGCGAACAGCCAGUACCAAGCGAAUUCACACCACGAGCAGACUCCAGCCAGGUUUGGUAGCGGUCAGAAAUACAACACUUAUCGUGGUGAGUUUAAAGCAGGACGAGGCGAUUCUCAAACAGCUGAUAUUAAGUUAACCCCUUCCCAGUCGAGUGAUGACAAAAAGCCGACGAAAACCGGAGGUGAGAAGGAGGACAAGGCAAACAAAGCAAGCAGAGCUACGGUCGUUCAACGUGCACCUGCAGCGGAAAGGAUGAAACUGUCAGAUGUGAGACAACAUGAUCUGGAGAAAGAUCAUGUCGCCUUGAAGCCACGACUGAAUGGAAAUGAGAAAAUAACUGACAUUAAAAAAUCAGGACAUGGUGCUACUCAUGAACAAAUAAAAGACGAAAAGAUACCGACGAAAGAAGUAAGUAGGGAGGAAAAAACAAAAAAAAGCCAAGUUGGCAGUAGGAAAGAAGAACACGCCAAGGAGGGUAUGGAUUAUGUGGUAUUCAAGAACACGAAAGGAACAUCUAAAGCUGAUCUAAAGGAGUCAAAGGAUAAAACCAGUGUCCAUGGGAAAGAAGGUGGGCACGACGAUGUGCAUGGCCACAAAGACAAAUAUGGACAUAAAGAAGAACAUGGACAUGAGGAGGAACAUGGACAUAAAGAAGAACAUGGGCAUGAAGAGGAACAUGGACAUCAAGAAGAACAUGGACAUGAAGAGGAACAUGGACAUCAAGAAGAACAUGGACAUGAAGAAGAACAUGGACAUGAAGGAGAAAAAGGACACGAAGAAGAACAUGGACAUGAAGGAGAACAUGAUAAUGAAGAUAUAAGCCAUGAAGAAGAACAUGGACAUGAAGAAGAAAAUGGACAUGAGGAAAAACAUGGACAUGAAGAAGAACAUGGACAUGAAGAAGAACAUGGACAUGAAGAACAUGGACAUAAAGAAGAACAUGGUCAUGAAGAAGAACAUGGUCACGAAUAUGAACAUGGACAUAAAGAAGAACAUGGCAAUGAAAAAGAAAAUGAUCAUGAAGAUAUAAGCCAUGAAGAAGAGCAUGGACAUGAAGAAGAGCAUGGACAUGAAGAAGAGCAUGGACAUGAAGAAAAACAUGGAUAUGGAGAAGAACAUGGACAUGAAGAAGAACAUGGUGAUGAAGAAGAACAUGGACAUGAAGAAGAACAUGGUCAUGAAGAAGAGCAUGGACAUGAGGAGAAAAAUGGACAUGAAGAAGAACAUGGGCAUGAAGAAGAACAUGGACAUGAAGAGGAACAUGGACAUCAAGAAGAAGAUGGACAUGAAGGAGAAAAAGGACAUGAAGAAGAACAUGGGCAUGAAGGAGAAAAAGGACAUGAAGAAGAACAAGGACACGGAGAAGAACAUGAUCAUGAAGAUAUAAGCCAUGAAGAAGAACAUGGACAUGAAGAAGAACAUGGACAUGAAGAAGAACAUGGACAUGAAGUAGAACAUAGUCAUGAAGAAGAACAUGGUCAUGAAGAAGACCAUGGACAUGAAGAAGAACAUGAUCGUGAAGAUGAACAUGGACAUGAUGAAGAACAUGGCCAUGAAAAAGAAAAUGAUCAUGAAGAUAACAGCCAUGAAGAAGAGCAUGAAC
Lymnaea stagnalis (great pond snail) is the source of this 11946-nucleotide messenger RNA. NCBI's taxonomy places the organism in Eukaryota, Metazoa, Mollusca, Gastropoda, Lymnaeidae. The record is from the annotation of a GenBank genome assembly.